UACCACAAUAAAAAUUUGUAUAAAUUUGUGUAAAUGUGUAAAUGUGUAAAUUAAUAAACAUUUAUUAGAAUUUCCAACCAAAUUUUUGUUUCGCACUAUUUUUUUUAUUUUCGACCAAAUUGUUUGAACGCUAUGACCGAAUUGAUUUCGCGUGAAAAGCAAUUCAUUAAAAUCAAUGAGAAUUUGAACAGAAUGGCGACUACCACUCUCGAGCACACCUCCCAGUACCACUACAAGACUUCAGCAUACAAAUAUGUUGGCACUGCGACCGGUCUAGCUAAAGCCAAGCCACAGAGUAACGCAAUGCGUAAACGUGGCGGUGGUGAUGGGAAACCAGAGCAGACCGUUGCAGUCAAGGGCCCCACCAAAGUUAGUGAAUAUCAUCAAAGACGUACGCAACACGUGAAAAUUACCUCACCAAAUAUGAAGACAGCGAGGACUCGUAUUGAAACCAGUACUAUUAGUCGUACAAUAUCGGUAGCUGCAAAGGAAAAUGCACGUAGAGAAACAAAUAGCAUUGCCAGCACUGUUUCAAAUUCACCACGUAGACGUAAAACCAUUGAGUGUACAAAGACUGUUUCUCGCCAUGUUGGUCCUAAACCUGGUUGUACAUUUACAGUUAAAUACCGUAAUCCUAAUUUCACGGAAAGUCCUUCUUUAGCCGUACUUGUGAAAGAUGAAUGUGCCACUUUACGUGAGCUAAAUGAAAUUUGUCCUAUUGAAGGGAACUGUAAUGUUAAGAAACAACUAAACUCUGAUACCAUGGUCAAGUUUCUAAAAUCAAAAAUUAUUAUACUUGAGACUAAUUAUGAGAAGACUGCCAAAGAAAUGAUUGAACAAAAGGAAUUGCUGGAUAGGACCUUGGAAUAUCACAAGAAGCUUGAACAACAGCGUGAUAUGAUAUAUGCCAAAAACUCUGAACUCAAGGAGCAACUUAGCAAGAUGGAAUCCAAACUUCAUGAAGCCAAUAAUUAUGUUAAAGAACGUCAUACUGAAACUUCAAAUCAGCAAAAGGAACACGAAUUUAACAAACGUGAAUUAAAGCAAGUAUUUCAGACCAAUGUAAAUUUAGAAAAGCGUCUACAACGCACCACUGAAGAACUGGAGACCAGUAGAAAUGCUUUAGCAAUGUUAAAAGCUGCUGAGCAUGAAACAAAAGAAAAUAUACGUCGUGAAUUUGACAUUAAGGAAAAGCAAAUUAAAAGUCUCAAAAAACAACGUGCUGAUUUGUUGAACGCCUAUAAGAAGCAACUUUUCCUGAUCGACAAUUUAAAACGCCAAAAUAUAUGCUAUGAGCAGACCAAAAUGCUAGAUAUAAGCGAAAAAGAAUUUUCCAAAGUGCUGGACUGGAAUGCUACACCAUAAUGUGUGGCGUUAUUUAUUUUAGUCUUUCUCUAUAAUUUGUUUAUCUCCACUUUUAAUUUUUGAUUAGACAUUAGUCCAUAAACAGAAAUCUUUUUUUUUU
This is a messenger RNA of Teleopsis dalmanni, 1465 nucleotides long. RefSeq lists its product as uncharacterized. The record is from RefSeq and is a predicted model, not a curated record. NCBI's taxonomy places the organism in Eukaryota, Metazoa, Arthropoda, Insecta, Diptera, Diopsidae.